This is a messenger RNA of Engraulis encrasicolus (European anchovy), 753 nucleotides long. Its product is annotated as cation channel sperm-associated auxiliary subunit TMEM249-like. Bases 118 to 714 code for a protein of 198 amino acids. The record is from RefSeq and is a predicted model, not a curated record. The transcript has 6 exons. NCBI's taxonomy places the organism in Eukaryota, Metazoa, Chordata, Actinopteri, Clupeiformes, Engraulidae.
AUUUGAAUUCUAUUUCUCUGAGUGCAUGGCUUUGAUUUGACAUGUUCUGCUCAGUGUAGGCCUACUUGAGCAACACUGUUGAGUAAUAGGGGGAAGUAAGUCUCUCAUCCCAGGAGGAUGACUGAGGCAUUCUUCGAGAGGUGCAGGGACAGAGUCUUUGCUACCAAUCAAGUCCUUACUGAGAAGAUCUUGAAAAACCCUUCCUACCCUUUUGUUAAAUUGAACAAUGUAUUCGUGUAUGAAUAUUUUCAUGAGAACUUGGUGAAAGGAGCAUUGCUGCUGCUGGCAUCUGCUUCCACCAUGCUGAUAUCCGUUUACAAGCCGUCCUCCAACACCUCGUACAGCAACUUCCUGGUGUUCGGCUUUGGGAUGGCUGUUUGUCUCCUGUGGUCGGGGGCUUUCCGCAGACGUCUGGUCAUCGACUACGAGAACGAAGAGUACCGUUUCUACAAGUACACACACCUGUGCCACAGGGGGCCCCUCAACCAGAUCUACAUCCGCCUCGUUGCACAGAAGGCUGGUUCAAAACAAAUGUUCCGUCUCAUCCUGAAUGGAAACAAGAUCGAGCCUCGUACACUCUGUGGCUUCUCUGAGAAAUACAUGCUACUUGAGUGCCAGGGCAGGACCAUUGCAUCCACUUUAAAGGUGAACUACUUUGACUUCCAAGACACCUCCCAGCGGCACUGUGUUAUUCACCGACCAACAAAACACUAAAUGCAUUUAUUAAAAGCUAGUCUUGCAAGCUCUGUAAUA